GGCGGAAAAGCGGAGGCGGCUUUCCAGAGGCCGCGGCUCCCUUAGCUGAGCCCGAGCGGCCUCUGAGCGGCGGCGAAGCUCGCGGAGAGGGCUCCCCUUCGGCUCCGGCUCGCCCCUGCUCCGCCUCCACCAUGUCUGUAGCUGGGGAUGGCGGGGCGGGGACUCCCAAGGCGCUACCUUCGUCCGGACCCAAAUCCCUGCAGGACAUCUCGCACCCGCUGGCCGCCUCCAGCAGCGAGGAGCUCAGCGUGGAACUGACGCCCAGCCCGGAUUUGCAACUGCCCCGCAGCAUCGCCGACAAGGAUCUCAGUUUGCCCAACGGUACUCCUGCAGAUACUUCUAGUCCCGCCUCUUCCUCCUCACUUCUUAAUAGACUACAACUGGAUGAUGACUUGGAUGGGGAGAUGAGGGACCUCUUUGUCACUGUUGAUGAUCCCAAGAAGCAUGUCUGUACGAUGGAGACUUACAUCACUUAUCGGGUCACAACUAAGACCACUCGAGCUGAGUUUGACUUGCCAGAGUAUUCAAUGCGCCGAAGAUACCAGGAUUUUGAUUGGCUCAGGAAUAAACUGGAGGAAUCUCAGCCGACUCAUCUCAUUCCUCCUCUUCCAGAAAAAUUUGUGGUCAAAGGUGUGGUUGAUCGUUUUUCAGAAGAAUUCGUUGAAACGAGGAGAAAGGCCUUGGAUAAAUUCUUAAAAAGGAUUGCGGAUCAUCCAGUACUUUCUUUCAAUGAACAUUUUCAUGUAUUUCUUACAGCCAAAGAUCUUAAUGCUUACAAAAAACAAGGAAUGGCUUUGCUUACCAAGAUGGGAGAAUCUGUAAAAUAUGUCACAGGAAGCUAUAAAUUAAGAAGUCGACCGUUGGAGUUUGCUGCCAUGGGUGAAUAUCUAGAUACGUUUUCUCUGAAGCUAGGAACUAUUGAUAGAAUAGCACAGCGGAUAAUCAAAGAGGAAGUGGAAUAUUUAGUGGAACUACGAGAAUACGGUCCCGUUUAUUCAACCUGGAGUGCACUAGAGACAGAGGUGUCUGAACCUCUUGAAGGUGUAUCAGCCUGCAUUGGAAACUGUUGCACAGCUCUUGAGGAAUUGAGCGAAGACAUGACUGAAGACUUCCUGCCUGUUUUACGAGAAUAUAUCCUGUAUUCAGAUUCCAUGAAGAAUGUGCUGAAGAAAAGAGAUCAAGUUCAAGCAGAAUAUGAAGCCAAACUAGAAGUUGUGGCCCUAAAGAGAGAAGACCGUCCCAAGAUGCCCACAGAGGUUGAAAAGUGUCAAGACCGGGUAGAAUGUUUCAAUGCUGACCUGAAGGCUGACAUGGACAGAUGGCAGAACAACAAGCGGCAAGAUUUUAGGCAGCUGCUGAUGGGAAUGGCAGAUAAAAACAUCCAAUAUUAUGAGAAGUGCCUUACGGCGUGGGAGUCUAUUAUACCACUGUUGCAAGAUAAGACUGAGACCAAAUAAGCUGCAGCUUUUUUCUGAAUUUCUUCCCUGCACCACGGACAUUCACCAAAUGCCCAGAAUCACUACCACUGAUUAUACUGAAGAUUUACUAUACACCUUGAUGUAAGUUUUUUUUUCUCUCCUGGAGGAACACCAAGUGUGCUAAUUCUGAACUGUACAUUUUUUGCCACUUUUUAACCAAACCACCUUGAACAUUCUUACUCUGUGAACUUUGGAUGAUGGAAGUUAAAACAAGAGCACUUUUUUUCUCUUGGACCACUUUAUAUUAAAUGAAAUUGAUGAAUGGAACACUAAAAUCAUAAUAAAAAUAAAGACUCUUAAAUGCAAGGUGCCAACUUGCCCUUCCUUUUUGUUAUCGGUCAGGAUAAGGUAUGUUGAUCGUGAAACAAAAGCAUCUUCAAGCCAUCCUGAUUUUGCUUCCCUUCACAUAUAGAAAAGGGAAUAUGAUUGAUGUAAGAUACCUGUUGGAUUCUGUAGCAUCUCUUAAAUGUGAGCUUUUUGUGCAGAAUGGGAAAUAUUUAAUUUAAUGUAGAAACAGGAGUUGCUAUGGUCUCCAUAUAAUAUAUUGGAAAUGUAUAGAAUAUUUGUAAAAUAAUGUUUCUAAUCUAACCUAUGGAUAUGGUGCAUACUCAGACUUCAACUUUGGGAUGGUAGAGGAAAGAAACGAUUCCCAAAGUUUGUAUCCAGUAUUGUUUACGGUUUUUUUUUCCCUUUAAAAAAGAAUGAAAAGCCAGGUAAUUUUUUGAUUUCUCAAAAUGUUUGGUUUGUGUGUGUGAUAAGCUACUCUUUAUGUCAUGUCUUAGCUCAUGCCAAACUUCUCAUUGUCACCUAGCCUUUUUUUUUAAAACUGUGGGAAUCUUCUUCAAGAUAAAUUAGUAUAAAGUAUUUAAGCAAGCAAAUAGUAACUAUAUCUGUAGGUGGGUUUGUUUGUUUUUUUACUGACCAAUUCUGAAAUAAAUUCUUGACACAUUUAAGGAAUCUGAAGGGAAGCUAUUGCUUUCCCCUACUAAAGGGAUCAGCUCAGCAUUUCAAGCACUUCUGAUUCUGCCUUUGUUCUUGUGUUUCUUUUUAGUUCAAUAGGUAUUUAUUUUGGGGCAUUCUGUAUUCAUUGUUAUUCUUGAAAGGGAGAAGUACAACCAAAAUGGAGUCUUGAUCUAAGGUUUCUUGCUUCAUUUAUAUUUUUAAGAAUUCCUUGAUAUUUUUUUUUAAUACAAUAGCCAUAAAAAACCCAGAAGUGUAAGAUUUCAUAGUAGUGAUUUGUUCAAUAGCAAAACAACAACAACAAAAAAAAAACAAAAAAAAAAACAUUGAAUUAAAUCUGAAGUUAUUGCUGUAUGACAUUUUCUGAACUAGAGCCAACAUCAUUAGAUGUAUGAGAUAACAUGGACUGUAAACUCUGAAAACCUUCUGCCUUCCUCAGUGUAUUGUCUUCCAGACCGGUUAGGCUACAAUUUCCGUCCUCAAGCAAUUUUGGCUGUCAUGGUUGGGCUGAUAAAAGUUAAUAGCUCUGCAUAGUAUAUAAUCCAUCAUGUUAAUGAAAAGUAGCUUAAAUAAUGCUUUAAAAUACUUUGAAACACUUGAUGGUUGAUUGCUCAACAGAUUUACAUAGUUUUGUCAGUGUUGCUCUAUAACAACUAUAACACUAUUUAACUAGCAAUUUUCUAAUUUUUAUUAUUAUCUACGAUCAUCAAGCAUUCAAACUAUUAGAAUGCCAGCCAUGUAAAAUGCACAAAAAGCAUCCUUAAAAGUUUCAGUUAAAUUUUUCUCAGUUUCAAUAGUUUGGAUACCAGUCCCUUAAAUCUCUUGUUAACUUGAAGGAAAAUUGAAAAUCUGUGUCAGGAUAAUUUCUGGAAAUGAAUUUCUGAAAUCAUGGCCCCCAUAGCGAUCCUACAGUUUUUAGAACCUGUGACACUUGAGUCUAAAUUAAUUAAUUAAAAUCAAUAAUUUAAAAUAAUGUAUGUUUUUAUAUUCAGGCAUAUUUCUGGUAGUGGAUCUCACAUGGGGUGCUUGCUUAGGGGAAGAAUUUUCACCUGCUCCAAGUUUAGAUGAUUAGAUACACAUAAAUAUAUGAUCAAACAGUAACCCCAAAAAGUGAGAGGGAAACUAUAGUUUGUAGUUCAGAUAAUAGAAGUUGCCGUAAAAUCCUUGCUUUUGUUUGUAAAAAGAAAAAAAGAAAAAGAGUUGUCCGUUCCAACACCCACAAAACACCAUAGCAAAGAGGUGUAGUUGUUGCUGUGUAUCUGGGUAGUACAAUUUAAUUGUAUUAGAAAACUGCCUCAUUCAUUUUCAGAGCUGGGAAAAAGUCAUUCUUCUCCCUGCAGUGUUUUCUUUUUCUUAAUUCUUAUUAGUGUUAGAAUUUAGCAGCUUCUCUUAUUCCAACUGUUAGUGUUUCUAAAUUACCUAAGCAGACUUUCUUACGUAUUACUUCAUUCUGCUCUAAUAAGAUUAGAUAAGCUGUAUUCUUUCUGCCCUGAUCUGCUCAUUCAUUUGGAUGCACACAGUAGAAGCCAACUUGGGGACUAAAAGGACCAAACAAAAAUAAGGCGAAUAUUCCUGCUUAUUCCACCUUGCCCCACCCCAUAACUCACAGAUGUAUCACAAUUGCCAGCCCUGUAUUUAUUAUCCUAAUAAACCAAACGGAAUCCUAUUGUCAAUGUUUGACCACUAGGGGGAGACGUAGCACAUAUUUUUCAGCAGCUAUAAAAAAAAUUUCAAUUUAUAGCCAAAAGUUUUUAUUUUAAAUGUUAACUUACAUAAUUAUAAGUGUUUAUUAUAAUUGUUAAUUAUAACUGUUUGGCUUGAGAAAUGGCCUUUUUCUUCCAAGAUCUUACUUGUUUUUUCUAACCCAGGCUAUGGCUGCUUCUGUGUUUCCUACAUGCAGGGUUGUAGAUCAGGCUGAUAUUAUUUUGAAAGACAUACUAGCUAAUUAAAAUUUGGCAGUAGAUUUGUGACUACCGAGGGAUUAAUACCUUACCCCAUAACAGAUGAUGGAACAUAUUUAUUGCUGUGGCGUUAAGCAAGCCUUCUGUUUUAUGCCAGCUUGCAAACUCUAUAACAAUUUAGAGAAAUGACCAAUAUAUUACUAAGAAAAAAAUAAAUGUGAUUUACUUUCUAAAGAGAUAAUGAUAAUAAUGUCAUACAAAGUUGUUCUUGUAAACUAUGUAAUUCUCUAUGUCUGCAUAAGUCCGAUGGCCUGUUGUUUUUUUUUAAAUUGCAUGUAACACCUAAGGCUAUAUGUUGGCUUGCACUGGGACAGAUCUGCAUACCUAGUUGUAAAACUAGGUCCUGUCCCAGUAGACAAUCUGUCCAACACAUUCAAGAGUUGCUAUCACCUGGCUUCCAUAACCAGCACAUGAGGACUUUUGAAAUAAAUCCUUGUCUAUUUAACCAGUGCCAGAUUUAGACUUUGUGAGCUAUAUAGAACAGAGCCUUUUGCUAAAACAUUACACCUGAAUGUCUCACAAAAGUGUGUACCAAAAUAAGACUUUGAAUCACCACACAAAAGAAAUUGAAAACAUAUAUAUAUAUAUGCCUUUUAAUUUUCAGCGAGGUAUUUAAAGUGAAAAAUACGAAUCAUUUUCAAAUGGUGAUUUAUUGAUUACAUAUUAAUCAUUUGGCUGGCUUGAUCUCAUAGAUGACAAUAUAAUAUGCCUUGGAAAUAAUACUUAAAUGUACUUCAUAAAAUAAUGUUAAGAUAUAUUUCAUACACACACACAAUGCUGACAAAAUAAUCAGGAUCAUUUUUAAUAAGUAAUACACAUAUUUGCAAAAUCAGAGAACUGACACCAGAUACAAUUUAAAACAUUUUCUUGAUUUCUCAAAAGUGAAAUAAUUCUGGAAUUUUGUGAGGCCCUAAACUAUAGCUUGUUUAGCUUUUGCCUAUAUUUAGCCCUUAUUUGAUUAAACACACUGAUAAUUUCCAACAUUUUAAAAAGAAAUGACCCUUUAGGAUUAGAUUUCUUUGGGGCUUAUGUAAAGUGUAGCAGGGAGUUUGAUACGUGGUUUUGAUUCAUGGGACUUUAAUGCUAGGUUUCUCUUCACUCAUGUUCCCCAAAUUGUUAAUAUGCUUAUAUUUUGCGAUUGUCGAAGAGUUGAUUUGACAAACCUCUUAUUUGGGGUGAUUUCACAAAGUACAUAAAUAGCACUUUGCCCAAUAUUUGAGCAAACAAAACAGGAGUGAUUUUUCUCUCUGAAUCUUAUGCUAAAACGUAUGGAUGUAGGUAUGGAUAUUUUUCCUUGCAUUUUACAAUCAACAUUAAUAAUAGAGUCAUCUCUAUCUAGUCUGAAAUCUGUUUGGAAAGCAAUCUUACUUUUAACUAGCAUUAGUGCUAGCAUUAUCUAGCAUUUACAUAUGUCCUACUGUGUUGGCUUCUCAACUCCAAAUGCUUAUUCCAAAGAUGACUGACAGGUCAAUUGAAAUCCAUUUUUUGGCAUUUUCACACAUGUUUUUCAAUGUUCCAGACUUUACAUUGGAACUUUAGAUUGUAAUGCAGUUAUGCAUUUACUGAAUUGCACUACAAAUGGUCUUGCCUGUUGUGUACCUGAUAACAGCGUGCAUCUUAAAAAGGGGAAAAGAAGCCCCUUUGAGUGUGAGCAUGUUCCUUUGCUACCCAACGGUUAAGUUGAUUACAGCUUUAACAGGAAUAUUAAACAACUUGCUUAAGGCCAUUGCUAGCAAUUGCAUUGCCCAUGUAAACUACAAAAAUUGGGGCCAGGUUGAAUUUUUCCCCAGGAGCCUUAGGAAAGCUAUGGCUUUGUGGGGCAUCAUUAUUAAAUUGAAAAGAAUGUUAGGAAGUUGCCUUAAAUUAGAUCCUUGAGCCCGUUCAGGGUUUUUUAAAGAAAUAUUUCACAAACCAUUGAGCAAUAUCUGUAUAUUUUCUGUUGGCAAACCAUGCAGGUUAUCUCUCAGCUGUUUAUUUUUGCUGGAGGCUCCUGGCUGGCUGGAUGCCUGUUUUUCUGUACCUCCAGUUUUUAAAGCUCCCUCUGCCAUCAACAUCUAGCAAGAGGCACGUAACAGCCAUUUUUCCCCCUCAAGUUGAUGCCAGGCAAUUUCUCUCUGAACUUGGCAUGAACUGAUUUAAACAAAAAUACAACACCACCCUGGGAGUUACCAUAAAUGCUUUGCUGAAAGAGGGUAUUCAUCUUCUGAAGCUGCUUUAGACAUUCCCUAUUUUGUCUCUGAAAGAACCUGAUGCAGGAAAAACAGGAGAAGAAAGGCUGCAAAAGCCGAGUUUAAUUCCUCCUAUAUCUUUCUGGGCAGAUGCCAAAUCAAACUUCUGCAAAUGAUGGUUAGCAGCAAAGCAGAAGCAAAAAACUUGUAAAAACUUGCAUAGCAAAGACAUGUGCGAUGUUCAGAGGGCACGAUAGUAUGACAAGGUUAGAUACAGAUGUGCUUCAUUGUAUUCCUGACUUCUCCCCACUAUACUGGAUUGUUUAAGGCUAUUGUAUUAUCAUCCCUUGCUAGCCAGAAACAAGAAUGGGAACAAUACACCUUAAAUAAGUGUAUUCAAACUUAUUUAAUUAAGUUAUGCUAUACUGGCUGUGGGCAAGCAAGCUAACUGAAUGAGAAAAAAUGCCAAAGAUCUAGUUGAUUCAAUCAGCUAUCUUCAAUGAAUAAAUAAGUUGCCAUGUCAUCUGAACCACAUCUAUCAUAGCGAUGUAAAAAUCAGUUGUUCUUCCUUGGCAAUGCAUUCCAUUAAAGAUCCUCAGAUACCCGAAAUCAAAUCUCGCAGAUUUUGGAGUAUAAAAGCUGUUUGUUAUGUGCUAUGGAUUGGGCCUUUUCAACAGUUCCUAUUUAGGAAAAUGUGGCGAGAUGCAGUCGGAGAUAGCUAACCUACAUCAGCUGUUUGUUUCCACUUGAACAAAAUAUGUAAAUGGAUUUCAUUUUUUGAUCAGAUUUGGGAGAUCCAAGGGCAUGCUUCGGCAGAAAAUAACUCUUAUCCAUGCCAUACUUUGCACCAGCACUAUGAGGUGAGGCUUGCCAAAUAAUUUUUUCCAGUGAAUUUUGUCCAGGUGCUAGCAUGGUCACUCCAUUUUGUGCUUUUUAAGAAAUAUAUAAAUAGUAUGUUUAAAAAAAAAAAGAUUCUGUGAUGUGUUUCUUAUGUAGUUAAUAUUUUGUGGGGAAAAGGGAAGUAAACUAAUUUAUAAAAUGUGGGAGAUUCUUUGUGUAUCUUCAUGAAUACAGUUUCUUUUGACAAAAGGACAUUCAAUAAAUGUAUUUUUCUCUACCAGUA
Messenger RNA from Pantherophis guttatus, 7690 nucleotides. RefSeq names its product sorting nexin family member 30 (gene SNX30). Lineage: Eukaryota; Metazoa; Chordata; Lepidosauria; Squamata; Colubridae. The record is from RefSeq and is a predicted model, not a curated record. Gene Ontology annotation, molecular function: phosphatidylinositol binding; protein binding. Gene Ontology annotation, cellular component: cytoplasm; early endosome; phagophore assembly site. Gene Ontology annotation, biological process: autophagy of mitochondrion; piecemeal microautophagy of the nucleus; reticulophagy.